ACCAUCACCAUACCCUCUAGCCUAAGAUUCCGAAGAUGAGACGAACUAUGAAUGCAAGACCUUGAUGUGACGCGUGUCUGUUAAUCCAACUGUACACCAAACUACACCAGAUACAACCGCUUGCUCCUCUCACUACCCGUCACCCUUUACAUCACCCGCACUUUAUUUCCCACCAGCCCCAUCCUAUAAAACCUAACCACCGUUCACCCUCUCUCACACUAACAUCCUCAUUACUCUCUCUCUACCUUUCUCUCUCUACAUUUAUCAUUCAACUUCCAAAACACAUCUCAAAACAUCACAUUUUUCACCAUCAAAAUUUUAUAAAACCUACAAAAACUUUAUAAAAUUUUAAAGUGUUUCAUGGUAUAGUUUGUCGUCCGUUUACCUGUCAUUCUAGAGUAAAUUAAAUUUCUAGUAGUUUGUUCUGAUUUAAAAUUCAAACUAAAACAACCAAAUACAAUAAAGUGACAGACGAGCUGUCCCUCACUUCUUCUAUUUUUAUGGCUGAUAAUAAUAUGAAGAAAGAUUCGGAUCGGAUAAGAGGUCCAUGGACUCCCGAAGAAGAUUCAAAGCUUCAAAAUCUCGUAGAAAAACACGGGACGAAAAAUUGGACGCUUAUCGGCAAAUCUAUAACCGGUAGAUCCGGCAAGUCAUGCAGAUUACGGUGGUGCAACCAGCUGUCACCACUAGUGGAACACCGUGCUUUCACGCCGGAAGAAGAUGACACCAUCAUCCGGGCCCAAGCCCAGUUCGGUAACAAAUGGGCCACCAUUGCCCGCCUUUUAACCGGUCGAACCGAUAACGCGGUUAAAAACCACUGGAACUCCACGUUAAAACGUAAAUGUUCAUCGAUGACGUGUCAAGAGUUUAAUGAGUUUGUUGUUCAACAGCCGGUUUUGAAACGGUCUGUUAGCGCUUGUUCAGAUAUUAUUUUGAAUAUGGGUGGGCCUACUGGAACCGGUUCUAGUGAUUCAAGCAUGCUACCGGCGAAUGAUCCUAUGACGUCGUUGAGUCUCUCACUUCCGACACCGGCGACGGUACGGAUGCGGUUGAGUGAAGAGGUUUUGUUGAUAAUGCGGGAAAUGAUAAAGGCGGAGGUGAGGAAGUAUAUGGUGGGUGUGGAGGAAGCUGACGGCGGAACAUGCGGUGGUUAAUGGUGGCGGAAUAAGUAGGAUGGAUUUGAAAGAGAAAUGUUUUGGUUUUGAGAAAAAGGAAGGAAUAAAAGUGUAAAAUUGUAUAUGGGAGGGAUUAUAAGUUAACUUUAAGUAAAAAUUAUAAGUUUUUUCAA
Helianthus annuus (common sunflower) is the source of this 1288-nucleotide messenger RNA. Its product is annotated as transcription factor MYB44. The record is from RefSeq and is a predicted model, not a curated record. The transcript has a single exon. Lineage: Eukaryota; Viridiplantae; Streptophyta; Magnoliopsida; Asterales; Asteraceae. The coding region runs from base 501 to 1154 and encodes 217 amino acids.